AUGAGAUUAAAGGUAGCUGCAGGGAGGCUCUUUCGACAUCCCGCGUCCUGGAAGGAUUGUUUGCUCACUCACUAUCAUGUCCAAUUCCCAAAGGCCCUUCUCGAUCGCCUCAACGUUGCAUUAUUCCCGCUAUCCACUGCGGCCGCCGCCCCCUUCGGUCAGUUCAUCCGAAGAUUUCGAAGUGGCUGGAGCUGGUUGGCCGCAGAGGCGCUGAAGGUCGGUCCAUUUCACCGUUGGACACCAACGAGAGGGGGACGAAAGGGGGCGGCACUGUGCGCCCAGAUCACCUGCGGGCUUCGCGAUUACGGUAAGUGGGACACCUCACAUGGACAAGUCGCCUGUGUUGCCUGCAUCUACCUGCAAGUGCGGCGAUGGCCUCGUUUGGGAGUUCUGCCAAUGAUGGUGUUCUUAUUUGAAACAAAGCGCGAGCUGGCUCAGUUGGCGCGCUUGGCACCAGAUAGCAGACAAGUUUAUAUCAAACAUUCUAGCGGCCCCAAGGAUGCACAUCCCGGGGUUCACCAACUUCAGCGGGUCUGCCGACGACCGAGACCAACACGGAGAAUCUCUGCGACCCCCUGGUCUGGCGCUACGGACCCCGGACUGCGCAGUAUGCAAGCAGCAGCCAUCCUUGGGCAAGAUGAGAUUAAGGAAACCUGCUUCAGUGGGGGUCCUUCCCGUCUUGUACAGUUCCUCCAGGGACGGAUACUAAGUGGCACGGUGGGCACUUAG
This is a messenger RNA of Colletotrichum lupini, 729 nucleotides long. RefSeq lists its product as uncharacterized. The record is from RefSeq and is a predicted model, not a curated record. NCBI's taxonomy places the organism in Eukaryota, Fungi, Ascomycota, Sordariomycetes, Glomerellales, Glomerellaceae. The transcript is spliced from 2 exons. The coding region runs from base 1 to 729 and encodes 242 amino acids.